Cyprinodon tularosa is the source of this 2616-nucleotide messenger RNA. RefSeq names its product cation/H+ exchanger protein 1 (gene cax1). The transcript has 20 exons. Gene Ontology annotation, molecular function: calcium:proton antiporter activity. Gene Ontology annotation, biological process: intracellular calcium ion homeostasis; calcium ion transmembrane transport. The record is from RefSeq and is a predicted model, not a curated record. The coding region runs from base 79 to 2520 and encodes 813 amino acids. Gene Ontology annotation, cellular component: membrane; endomembrane system. NCBI's taxonomy places the organism in Eukaryota, Metazoa, Chordata, Actinopteri, Cyprinodontiformes, Cyprinodontidae.
CCAGUCAGGAGGACAGGAGGCAUAAAGAGGAGAAGGAGCAACCAGAGCGCAUUGGAGUGCGGAAAAACCUCCAGAGAAAUGUCAUUUAAAGCGUCUUCCUUGCUGUCCGGAGAUGUGGAUAACCUGCGGAAAAGAUCUGUGGCUGAAUCAACAGACAACUGUUGCGAUCCUGAGCAUCACCAGCGGUUCCCACGGCUGCCUGAAAGGCUGUGUGUUGGCCCCAAUCAUGCAGACAUAGGUGCGCUGGCGACACCUUCCCCAGAUGGUUCUGCUCAACACUUCUGCCAGUUCACUCCAAAAUGUCUGCUUGCUGUCUCAAGAGGGGCACAUGGGAACUCUCCUCCAAGGCAUGGAGAGGAAGGAUGGCAUGAUGGUACCUCGAGGACCACAAUCAGAGUUAAUAAUGAGGUGGAAGCACACAGAGAGGCUAACAACUACAAGUUUGGAUUCAGAAAAUGGAAAGGCAAUGUGACUGAGAAACCAAUUGAAGACAGAUCUGACAUUGACAAAGAACUGCACACUGAUCUCAGCAUUGUGAAGCACAUAGAAGCUCCAGUUGUGACCUUUGGGAAUAUAGUUUAUGUGUUUUUAUUUGGCUGGUGGACCUCAUUAAUCUAUCUGCUCAUUUGUCCUGUGAUGUUUCUCACAAUCCUCGGGGCCCCUUACGGUAAAGUCUGUUUAAAGUUGGCCUGGUAUAUAAUUUGGCCAUUUGGAAAAUCCAUACAGAGGGCUUGUAAUUUAGUCAAUAUAUCUGCGGUGAAGCCAACAAACUGUGAGAUUAUUCCACAAGAGCAAGAUGAUAAGGAUCUAGCUGGAGCCAAGGACUGUGCUCCACUCCUGGUGUCCUCCCCCCUCCCUGUUGAGAUUCCUGUUCCACCUCUUUCUCCACGGAAAACCUCAACGCACUGGUGUCGCCUCAGCACUUUUCUCUGGUUGUUGCUGGGUUACCCGCUUCUGGCAGUGGUCCAUUCCCUGGCAUGCAUUCUGUCCUGGCUUCCAGUCUUUUCCAUCCCUGUUGCAAAAAUGAACAGCCGCAUCCUGACCACAGUUCUCCUCAUGGCACCGGAGGACAUUGAGAUCCAUGCUCUUGAUAAGACAAAUGUGUGCGAGACCAGAGUCGUCUUAUACUGUUACCAGGCCUUUAAUGUGUAUUACUACAAAUACACUGUCCAGGGGAUAAACAUUUUUGCUCUCAACCUGUUACCUCUGGUAUUUAUGAGUUUAAUUAUUGGCUACACUGACCGAGAGCAUAAAUACUUCAGUGCAGAGACGAUGUUUACAAUAGCCAUCACUUCCAUCAUUCCCCUGUCCUACUAUAUUGGCAUGGGAAUAGCAAGCAUUUCUGCACAGAGUAACUUCGCAGUGGGAGCAGUGGUCAAUGCAACAUUUGGUUCCAUCACAGAGAUGACCUUCUACAUCACAGCGCUGCUUCGAGGGCACCGCGCCGCCACUAAAUGUUAUGAGGAGAUUGUCAAAUCGGCACUGGCUGGGACUCUCAUUGGCUGCAUUCUGUUCAUACCAGGUAUCUGUAUGACUAUUGGGGGCAUCAAACACAGUGAACAGAAAUUUAACAGUCGCUCAGCUGGAGUGAGUUCGGCUUUGCUCUUUAUAUCCAUUGGAGGUGUGUUUGCACCCACCCUCUUCUCAAAGACCUUUGGUAAUCUGGUGUGUGAAAGCUGCUCCAGUACCCCGGGCAAUGCUACUGUACCAUUCAUCUGCAAUGACUGCCACUAUGACACGAGCACAGCUGACCCACAUUUGAUUCUGUCCCAUAUUGAGCCUCUGGUAUACACCAUUUCUGUCCUGCUGCCUGCAUCGUAUCUGAUCGGGCUCAUUUUCACAUUAAAAACCCAUGCCCACAUUUAUGAUAUCCAUGUCAGUGAUGGUCAUGGGGGCCAACCGCACGGUCAGUAUGCACGGCAAAGUACCAUCACCAACAAUCCCACUGGUGAGGUCACAGCAGCCCGUCUGGUUCCUACCAACAUGUGUAUUAAUGCCUGCGUUAUUGCACCUAGCCACAAUCUGAAAGGUCAUCAUGUUGUGCACUGGUCCAGAUGGAGGGCUCUCGCUGUGCUGAUUGUUGCCACAGUUCUCAUGGCUAGCUGUGCAGACCUUUGCACUGUCAACAUAGAGCCCAUACUGAGUCAUUCCUCCAUCUCCCAGUACUUCAUUGGCGUCACCGUCUUGGCAAUGGUACCAGAGCUUCCAGAGAUUGUCAAUGGCAUCCAGUUUGCACUCCAGAACAACAUCAGCUUAAGCCUCGAAGUAGGCAGUUGCAUUGCUGUGCAGGUUUGCAUGAUUCAGAUUCCGCUUCUUGUCCUGUUUAAUGCAUUCUAUGAUGUGGGAUUUGUGCUUGUAUUCAGUGAUAUUCAUCUUUGGGCCAGCAUCUUUAGCGUUGUUCUGGUAAACUACAUCUUCAUGGAUGGAAAAUGUGACUACUUUCAGGGUACAGCCCUAGUAGUGGUUUACUUCAUCGUUCUAGCGGUUUAUUUCUUCGCUCCUUCUCCACGCUCCUGUUAAUCUCUUUGGAAAGAAAAUGAUGCAUCUGUUCAAGUUUUAUAGCAAAAGUCACCAGAGUCCAGCUGGUUUAGUUUCAGAGGAACAAAAGAUGGACAA